Molecule: messenger RNA, 3396 nt
Organism: Condylura cristata (star-nosed mole)
Lineage: Eukaryota; Metazoa; Chordata; Mammalia; Eulipotyphla; Talpidae
Product: mastermind-like protein 3
Exons: 7
Coding region: 898-3396 (832 amino acids)
Biological process (GO): Notch signaling pathway; positive regulation of transcription of Notch receptor target
Cellular component (GO): nucleoplasm; nuclear speck
Molecular function (GO): transcription coactivator activity
Source: RefSeq, a predicted model, not a curated record
CGCCGCUGCCGUGUUUACUGAGCUCGCGCGUCCUGAUAUCACUCCGCUGGCAUGGAGGAGGAGGAGGAGGUGGAGGGGCGCGAGGAGGAGGAGGAGGCGGCGGCGGCGGCGAGCAGUUGAUCAUUGUGAUGGUGGCAGGAGCAGCGGCGGCAGCGGCAGCCCAGCCGAGCGUUAGGGGCUGCUCUCCGCGCGGCGUUUUGCAAAGGACUUCACCGAUCUACUUUUGCAGUCGCCUCGGACUGUCCAUGUGUUUACUUCCCCCAGCCCGAGGAUUCGAUAUCUAGGCUCCUGUGAAAUGCAACUGAGCAGCCAAAGUACUUUGAGAACACGGGGCGGCAUAAACACCAAAACUUUUUUGUGGAAGGAAAAUGCAAUAAGCAGGCUUGCCGUUUUCCGAUGCGGCGUGGAGUGAGUGUGUGUCGCGCCUGUCCGCACUGGAGGCAUAUGCUUGUGUGUGUCCAUGGGGUGGGUUUUUCGGUACGUAGGGAGAAAAUGCUUGCCAACCACCGGAAAUCUCCUGGAAUUUAUUAGAAAAUAAUGGAUUAUAAAAAGAAGGCAGGCGACGAGCGGAUCGCCCCUUGAGUUGCAACCCGAUUUGCUGCUGGCUCAGUUUGUUGUGAUUCUUUUUGUUGAUAGGUGUCUGAUGGCAUUCUGAUAACACCCCCCCUUUCUUUCCCCCCUCGAGCUUUACAGUUUUAAAAAAAGGAAACAAAAACCACCCCAAAAUCUCUCCCCCCCUUGUUUUUUUUCGCCCCGUCGGGAUCGCUGUUUCCAUCCAUGUGCUUGCGUCUCCCCCGCGUUCCACUUAAACUAUUUUAAUCCUUGGACCCAAGGAGGAGGCUGAUAGGGAGGGUGGAUAAAAAAAGUUCUUCCAAAAUAGUGUGCCCGGGGAGCAGGAUGGGGGAUUUCGCAGCCCCCGCUGCUGCCGCGAAUGGCAGUAGUAUUUGCAUCAACAGUAGCCUGAACAGCAGCCUCGGCGGGGCCGGGAUCGGCGUGAAUAAUACUCCCAAUAGUACUCCCGCUGCUCCGAGUAGCAAUCACCCCGCUGCCGGCUGCGGCGGCGGCGGCUCCGGGGGCCCCGGCUCGGCGGCGGUCCCCAAGCACAGCACCGUGGUGGAGCGGCUCCGCCAGCGCAUCGAGGGCUGCCGGCGGCACCACGUCAACUGCGAGAACAGGUACCAGCAGGCUCAGGUGGAGCAGCUGGAGCUGGAGCGCCGGGACACCGUGAGCCUCUACCAGCGGACCCUGGAGCAGAGGGCCAAGAAAUCGGGCGCCGUCGCGGGCAAGCAGCAGCACCAGAGCAAACCCCAGCAAGAUGCGGAGGCUGCCUCGGCGGAGCAGAGGAACCACACGCUGAUCAUGCUACAAGAGACUGUGAAAAGGAAGUUGGAAGGAGCCCGAUCCCCACUCAAUGGAGACCAGCAGAACGGUGCUUGCGAUGGGAGCUUCUCCCCCACUAGCAAGCGGCUGCGGAAGGACCUCGCCGCGGGGAUGGAAGCCAUCAACAACUUGCCCAGCCACAUGCCACUGCCUUCGGCUUCCCCUCUGCACCAGCUGGACCUGAAGCCUUCCCUGCCCUUGCAGAACAGCGGCCCUCACACUCCCGGGCUCCUGGACGACCUCAGUAAGAACGGUCGGCUCCCCGAGAUCAAGCUUCCUGUCAACGGCUGCAGCGCCCUAGACGAGAGCUUCACCAUCUUGCAGGGCAAGGACCUCAAGCAAGAGCCUCUGGACGACCCCGCCUGCAUAGACACAUCCGACACGUCUCUCUCCAAUCAGAACAAGCUGUUCUCAGACAUUAACCUGAAUGAUCAGGAGUGGCAAGAGCUCAUAGAUGAACUAGCCAACACGGUUCCCGAGGAUGACAUACAGGACCUGUUCAACGAGGACUUUGAGGAGAAGAAGGAGCCAGAGUUCUCGCAGCCAGCGACCGAGACCCCGCUCUCCCAGGAGAGCGCGAGCGUGAAGAGCGACCCCUCCCACUCCCCCUUCGGCCACAUGUCCCUGGCCUCUCCCCAGGCCAGGCCCUCUUCUUCCGGUCCUCCCUUUUCUACUGUCUCCACGGCCACCAGUUUACCUUCUGUUGCCAGCACUCCCGCCGCUCCAAACCCCGCCAGCUCACCGGCCAACUGUGCAGUCCCGUCCCCUCAACCCCCUAAGCCAGCCCACACCCCAGGCCAGGCCCCGCCGCGGCCGGGCACCGGCUAUCUCCUCAACCCGGCGGCCCCUUCCGGGUCGGGGCCCAGCACGGACAUGUCUCCUGCGGAGCAGCUUAAGCAGAUGGCAGCUCAGCAGCAACAGAGGGCCAAGCUGAUGCAGCAGCAGCAGCAGCAGCACCCGUACGGCGCAGCUUUCACUGCAGAGAAACCAAAUAGUCCGAUGAUGUACCCCCAAGCCUUUAACAACCAAAACCCCAUAGUGCCUCCCAUGGCAAACAGCCUGCAGAAGACGGCCGUGAACAACUACCUCCCGCAGGGCCACGUGAACAUGAUGGCCCAGCAGCCGAACAACCUGGGCUCCAGCUCCCUCGGCAAGGCGCACGGGCUGCUGUCCUACGGCAACACCAAGCCCCUGACCCACUUCAGCGCAGACUGGAGUCAGAGAGUGACGCCCCCCAUGGCCAGCCCCGGCAAGGCCCCCCUGACGCCCUUCACGCAGCCGCAGCCACCGGCCCCCCCGCAGCCGCCGCCGCCCCGGGCCCACCUGAGCGAGGACCAGAAGCGCCUGCUUCUCCUGAAGCAGAAGGGAGUGAUGACCCAGCCGCUGUCCUACGCUGCGCUGCCGGCCCACGGCCAGCACAUCGGGAGCCCCGUGAUGUCAGGGUCUCUGGGUGGAGGCAGCCGGGGAGGCCACGGCGACCUCCGGGAGUCCCCCGCCCUCUGGCUGCUGUCCCCCGGGGGCAGCCCUGGACCUGCUGGGGUGGCAGGCGCUUUGGGGGCUCGGAAGCGGCCCCAGAAGGCAAGCGCCUCCGCGAGCUCGCUGGCGAACAGAGGGGCCCUCGAUAAGAAGCCUGUUGCCGAGGCUUCUUGGAAGAGGUGCUUUGAGCCAGGCUGUAAGCAGCGCUACCCGCUGUCCGCAGCCGACACGCCCGAGGCGUGGGUGGGGAGUGGUGAUGACAAUGAUGGUGGUGGUGAUGAUGGUGGUGGUAGUAGUGAAGGUGAUGAUCAUGAUAGUGAUGGUGGUGAUGAUGGUGACGACAAUGAUGAUGGUAGUAAUGAUGAUGGUGAUGAUCGUGAUAAUAAUGAUGGUGGUGGUUAUGAUAGUGGUGGUGAUAGUGAAGGUGAUGAUUGUGACAGUGAUGAUGGUUGUGGUGAUGUUGAUGAUGGGGGUCCUAGUGGUGAAGAUGAUCUCUAUGUCAAAGAUGAUAAUGAGCCUGACAUUCAGUCAUCCUACUGA